Molecule: messenger RNA, 249 nt
Organism: Linum tenue
Lineage: Eukaryota; Viridiplantae; Streptophyta; Magnoliopsida; Malpighiales; Linaceae
Source: the annotation of a GenBank genome assembly
AUGGUAACCAAAACUGAACCAGAGAGCUCCGAUUUCGAUCGAGAAACUGCACUGAAGGGCUUCGACGAGACAAAAGCCGGCGUAAAGGGUCUAGUAGACGCUGGAAUCGCAAGAAUCCCGUCGAUCUUCCUCCACUCACAGCCCAACACAGCUUCCAUCCAAUCAACUCCAGGGCACACCGAGUCGGAGCUACCAGUAAUCCCUACCGUUGACUUGCAAGGCGUCGACGGUGUGAAAGUUUUAACCUAG